This is a messenger RNA of Symbiodinium sp. CCMP2456, 549 nucleotides long. NCBI's taxonomy places the organism in Eukaryota, Dinophyceae, Suessiales, Symbiodiniaceae. The record is from the annotation of a GenBank genome assembly.
AUGCCUCGCCGGACAUUGCGAGUGCGACGCCAGACAUGCUCCGUGGCCGCGUGCCUCAUGCUGGCCUGGACGCUUGUGGAGCCUGGUGUCGGAUUCCUAGGAGAGUUGGGAUCCCCAGACCUUUCCGGAGAGAAGCGCAAAGCCGCGGCCACACGUCUGGCCGAAGCACGGAUCGCCUUGGAGGAGGCGCAGGCUCUCCAAGCAGAAGGCGCUUCUGCAGGCCUUUGGUACCAGGUGGUCACGGAGGGCGAGGACGGUAUAGGAAUCCGAAAAGAGCCAGAUCUCAAAGCGGAGCGCGUGGAAGAUUUAGUACGAGGCUCAAUUUUUGAGGUUGAUGACAUCGUCCAGAAUGAGGAUGAGCCCAUUUUCCUCCGUCUAAAGGACGGCAGAGGUUGGGUUUUCGACCUUACACCCAUUGAUCCUGAAACCCCAACAGUCAAGAGACUGGAGGGAGUGUAUGCAAAUGGCAAAACCGUGCAAGAGCUGGAAGAAGACGUUCGGCAGGCACGUCUCGAUUUAGAUAAAAUUCGCGGAGCCCGACGUAGCUAG